AUGAUGAAAGACUUCAGGCCCAUAGCAUGCUGCAAUCUGUUGUACAAGGUAAUCUCGAAGGUGUUAGCUAACAUGCUCAAGCUCAUAUUUCCAGGAGGUAUAGAGGCGAAUCAGAGUGCAUUCAUAAAAGAAAGGCUGCUGUUGGAAAAUGUUCUCUUGGCAUCUGAGCUGAUAAAUGGCUAUCACAAGGCCUCCUGCUCAGCAAGAUGUGCAAUCAAAGGCUUCUUCACGAGCGCCAGAGGAAUAAGGCAGGGAUGCUCGGUUUUAGUAAAUGGAAGUCUUGAAGGCUUCUUCACGAGCGCCAGAGGAAUAAGGGAGCUUGUACCCGAAGAGGGGAAGUUUGCUUAUCAUCCUCAGUGCCAAGGAGUCAAGCUCACUCAUUUGAGUUUCGCAGACGACAUCCUGGUUUUUAUUGAUGGCACCUCAGAAUCUUUAAACGGGAUUAUGGAGGUUCUGAAAGAAUUUGCAGAGAUAUAUGGACUUCAUAUAAAUGAAGCAAAGUCCCAAAUAUAUGUAGCAGGAAGUAACCAUAUGUUAAUGAUUACUGAAGCGGAGGCAUUGGGAAUUGGAGUUGGAAACCUACCUAUUCGAUACUUAGGUAUGCCAUUAAGCACAAAAUCUUUAACAACUCAUGACUAUGAGCCUUUGAUAGAUAAGAUCAGAAGGAAGAUGCUCUGCUGGUCGAACAAGAGCCUGUCCUUCGCUGAGCGAUUCCAAUUGAUUCAGUCGGUUAUUGUGAGCAUGAUGAAUUUUCGGAGCUCUGCUUUUAUACUCCCUGAUAACUGUCUGGACACAAUAGAAAGCAUGUGCAGUGCCUUUCUUUGGUCAGGAUCGCCUAUGCAAACUCUGAAAGCAAAGGUGAGCUGGGAAGAUUUAUGUUACCCUAAGGAGGAGAGAGGGCUUGGGUUGAGGACGCUUAGAGAUACAUCUAAGGUUUAUGCUUUAGGCUUAUAUGGCGUAUUUUCACUCAACCAACUUCACUGUGGGUUUGUUGGAUCAAGCGCUACUUGCUUAGACAGAGUUCCUUUUGGGAUGUAA
Molecule: messenger RNA, 1038 nt
Organism: Brassica napus (rape)
Lineage: Eukaryota; Viridiplantae; Streptophyta; Magnoliopsida; Brassicales; Brassicaceae
Exons: 2
Coding region: 1-1038 (345 amino acids)
Source: RefSeq, a predicted model, not a curated record